Molecule: messenger RNA, 3175 nt
Organism: Symphalangus syndactylus (siamang)
Lineage: Eukaryota; Metazoa; Chordata; Mammalia; Primates; Hylobatidae
Gene: MMP14
Product: matrix metallopeptidase 14
Biological process (GO): collagen catabolic process; zymogen activation; skeletal system development
Cellular component (GO): plasma membrane; extracellular matrix
Molecular function (GO): metalloendopeptidase activity; zinc ion binding
Source: RefSeq, a predicted model, not a curated record
AUGGGCAUGGAAGAAGACCCCACCACCAUCCCACGCUCUGAGCUCCUCAUUGCCCCUAGCCACGUAGCCCCCAAUAAUGCCCACCCUGAGUUCUUGGUUGUAAUUGGAUUCAGGCUAAAACAACCACGUCCCCAACCAGGAAAGGAGGGCACUGGGGCGGGGACGGAGGAGAGGCUGUGGGAGAAGGGAGGGACCAGAGGAGAGAGCGAGAGAGGAAUCCAGACCCCAGUUCGCCGACUAAGCAGAAGAAAGAUCAAAAACCGGAAAAGAGGAGAAGAGCAAACGGGCACUUUGAGGAACAAUCCCUUUAACUCCAAGCCGACAGCGCUCUAGGAAUUCAAGUUCAGUGCCUAUCGAAGACAAAGGCGCCCCGAGGGAGUGGCGGUGCGACCCCAGGGCGUGGGCCCGGCCGCGGAGGCCGCACUGCCCGGCUGACCCGGUGGUCUCGGACCAUGUCUCCCGCCCCAAGACCCUCCCGUUGUCUCCUGCUCCCCCUGCUCACGCUCGGCACCGCGCUCGCCUCCCUCGGCUCGGCCCAAAGCAGCAGCUUCAGCCCCGAAGCCUGGCUACAGCAAUAUGGCUACCUGCCUCCCGGGGACCUACGUACCCACACACAGCGCUCACCCCAGUCACUCUCAGCGGCCAUCGCUGCCAUGCAGAAGUUUUACGGCUUGCAAGUAACAGGCAAAGCUGAUGCAGACACCAUGAAGGCCAUGAGGCGCCCCCGAUGUGGUGUUCCAGACAAGUUUGGGGCUGAGAUCAAGGCCAAUGUUCGAAGGAAGCGCUACGCCAUCCAAGGUCUCAAAUGGCAACAUAAUGAAAUCACUUUCUGCAUCCAGAAUUACACCCCCAAGGUGGGCGAGUAUGCCACAUACGAGGCCAUUCGCAAGGCGUUCCGCGUGUGGGAGAGUGCCACACCACUGCGCUUCCGCGAGGUGCCCUAUGCCUACAUCCGUGAGGGCCAUGAGAAGCAGGCCGACAUCAUGAUCUUCUUUGCCGAGGGCUUCCAUGGUGACAGCACGCCCUUCGAUGGGGAGGGUGGCUUCCUGGCCCAUGCCUACUUCCCAGGCCCCAACAUUGGAGGGGACACCCACUUUGACUCUGCCGAGCCUUGGACUGUCGGGAAUGAGGAUCUGAAUGGAAAUGAUAUCUUCCUGGUGGCUGUGCACGAGCUGGGCCAUGCCCUGGGGCUCGAGCAUUCCAGUGACCCCUCGGCCAUCAUGGCACCGUUUUACCAGUGGAUGGACACGGAGAACUUUGUGCUGCCUGAUGAUGACCGCCGGGGCAUCCAGCAACUUUAUGGGAGUGAGUCAGGGUUCCCCACCAAGAUGCCCCCUCAACCCAGGACUACCUCCCGGCCUUCUGUUCCUGAUAAGCCCAAAAACCCCACCUAUGGGCCCAACAUCUGUGACGGGAACUUUGACACCGUGGCCAUGCUCCGAGGGGAGAUGUUUGUCUUCAAGGAGCGCUGGUUCUGGCGGGUGAGGAAUAACCAAGUGAUGGAUGGAUACCCAAUGCCCAUUGGCCAGUUCUGGCGGGGCCUGCCUGCAUCCAUCAACACUGCCUACGAGAGGAAGGAUGGCAAAUUCGUCUUCUUCAAAGGAGACAAGCAUUGGGUGUUUGAUGAGGCUUCCCUGGAACCUGGCUACCCCAAGCACAUUAAGGAGCUGGGCCGAGGGCUGCCUACCGACAAGAUUGAUGCUGCUCUCUUCUGGAUGCCCAAUGGAAAGACCUACUUCUUCCGUGGAAACAAGUACUACCGUUUCAACGAAGAGCUCAGGGCAGUGGAUAGCGAGUACCCCAAGAACAUCAAAGUCUGGGAAGGGAUCCCUGAGUCUCCCAGAGGGUCAUUCAUGGGCAGCGAUGAAGUCUUCACUUACUUCUACAAGGGGAACAAAUACUGGAAAUUCAACAACCAGAAGCUGAAGGUAGAACCGGGCUACCCCAAGUCAGCCCUGCGGGACUGGAUGGGCUGCCCAUCGGGAGGCCGGCCGGAUGAGGGGACUGAGGAGGAGACGGAGGUGAUCAUCAUUGAGGUGGACGAGGAGGGCGGCGGGGCAGUGAGCGCGGCUGCCGUGGUGCUGCCCGUGCUGCUGCUGCUCCUGGUGCUGGCAGUGGGCCUUGCAGUCUUCUUCUUCAGACGCCAUGGGACCCCCAGGCGACUGCUCUACUGCCAGCGUUCCCUGCUGGACAAGGUCUGACGCGCACCGCCGGCCCGCCCACUCCUACCACAAGGACUUUGCCUCUGAAGGCCAGUGGCAGCAGGUGGUGGUGGGUGGGCUGCUCCCAUCGUCCCGAGCCCCCUCCCCGCAGCCUCCUUGCUUCUCUCAGUCCCCUGGCUGGCCUCCCUCACCCUGACCGCCUCCCUCCCCACUGCCCCAGCAUUGCAUCUUCCCUAGAUGGGUCCCCUGAGGGCUGAGUGGGAGGGUGACUCUUUCCAGCCUCUGCCCCUCAGCGGAACCCUGUAGCUUUGUGUCUGUCCAGCCCCAUCUGAAUGUGUUGGGGGCUCUGCACUUGAAGGCAGGACCCUCAGACCUCGCUGGUAAAGGUCAAAUGGGGUCAUCUGCUCCUUUUCCAUCCCCUGACAUACCUUAACCUCUGAACUCUGACCUCAGGAGGCUCUGGGCACUCCAGCCCUGAAAGCCCCAGGUGUACCCAAUUGGCAGCCUCUCACUACUCUUUCUGGCUAAAAGGAAUCUAAUCUUGUUGGGGGUAGAGACCCUGAGACAGUGUGAGGGGGUGGGGACUGCCCAGCCACCCUAAGACCUUGGGAGGAAAACUCAGAAAGGGUCUUCGUUGCUUAGUCAGUCAAGUUCCUCAGAGAUUUGCCUCUGCCUCACCUACCCCAGGGAACUUCCAAGGAAGGAGCCUGAGCCACUGGGGACUAAAUGGGCAGAAGAAACCCUUAGCAGCCCUUUGCCUCUCGAAUGUUAGCCUUGGAUGGGGCUUUCACAGUUAGAAGAGUUGAAACCAGGAGUGCAGCUGUCAGGUAGAGUGGGGCCAGCGGGAGAGGCCCGGGUCAGAGCCCUGGGGGUGAGCCUGAAGGCCACAGAGAAAGAACCUUGCCCAAACUCAGGCAGCUGGGGCUGAGGCCCAAAGGCAGAACAGCCAGAGGGGGCAGGAUGGGACCAAAAAGGAAAAUGAGGACGUGCAGCAGCAUUGGAAGGCUGGGGCC